AUGUGCUGUUGCUUUCUCUUUGGCAAGUCUGCCAAGCCUCCACCGGCCAAGAAGAAGAAGAAAACUGUGACUCCAGCCUCACAGGACUCUCAGUCUGUUGCCAAUCGUCUGGUGUAUCUGACGGGCAUCCCAGAGGACGCCUCUGAACAGGAGGUCACCGAUUUGGUCGGGGCCUUUGGAAAGAUCAAUAAUGUCAUCCUCAUGCCGUGUUCAGAGGAGAGCGAGAAGGGCCAAGGACAGAAGGCCUCUGUAUGUAUGGUGAAGGCUGAAGACGCCCAGGCUCUGGCCACCUCCACAAACCUCUCCAUCAGAGAGCAGCACAUCACAGCUUCAGUAGCUAAGAACCCUGAAGGAGAACAGUCUGCUGAUGCUAACAGCAAACCGUCCGUAGAACAGAACAAAGAUGCAGCUGGAACGGACACAGCUGCAGAAGGCAACACUGACCAGAAGACGUCUAGUGAGAAAGGCAGGCUGCUGAUCACAGGACUUCCUGAGAGCGGCUGGUCCGAAUGUGACAUCAUUAACUUGAUCCAGCCCUUUGGGACUCCCUCUGACAUCAUCCUGGCAACACAAAUGGGAAAGGCACUUGUGUCAGUGCCAGACAUGGACGUUGUUCAGGAGAUGGUAAAGGUCCACACGUUUGUGCCUGCCAAGGUGAAAGACUGUGAGGUUAAACUGACCGCCCUGAAACAACACAUCAGCUUCAACACACCGGUGGCGCUCUACAAUCUUCUGAUGGGACCAGUGGAUCCAUUAAGUCGAGCUCCAGUCGCCUGGAACAGCCUGCUGGUUAUUGGGAAUGUUCCCGACACACCAAGCGGGUCCUCUGAAGUCGAGAAAUUGGUGCGACGCUUUGGAACAGUCAUCAAGACCCUCGUGCUCAGCAGCAUGGUGAUUUGUGAGAUGGCCACUGCAGCCAUGGCCCUGUCCGUGUACAAGCGCUUUCAGGCGUUUCCGUGUAUAAUCCAGAACAACCCGCUGUUCUUCUCCCGCAAGCCUGACCCCAAAGCCAGCAUGCAGACCAAAGCCAUCACUGCCCCUCACGAUUCACCUGAGGAUACACCUGCGAAUGGCCAAGCAAAGCAGACGUCUGCAGACAGAGAGGAAGCAGCACACCAAGCCAGUUCAGAGUCUCCCGAGGAGAGGAUUGAAAAACACUGUGAUGGAGAUGCUAAUAAGAUGACGGGCAGGGAGGAAACAGCUGAAGAGGUUUUAGAAGCGUGCAAAGACGGUAACGUGGAAAAAGACGAGCUCACGGUUUGUGACUCUGCACCGGAGAAUCAAUUAGAAGCAGACACAACGGGAACGUCAGGCAUUGACAUCAAGACGACAGAGGAGAGUAAAGUCAGUGCAUCUGAAGCAGAACGUGAACAAACUCCUGCAGAAGAGCCACAGCCACCUCGCCUGGAUGGCAAAGCAGAUUCUGAGGAAGCAGCCGAGCUGCCCAAGGUAACUCAAGCCAUGGUUAAUGCGCUGCUUGUGGAAUGCAGAACAGGACCCACCGGCCACUCCAGCAGCAGAGCAGCACCCCCCAGUGGAGAAAAGGGGGAAAACCAGACAGAGACUAAGCUGGGCCAAAAAACAACAGAGACUAAAGAGAUGACCAAAAAACAGAUGGGUGUGGAAGGUGAGGUAAAAAGGCAGGAGAAGGAGAAAAAGGACGCAAGAAAGGAGAAGGAGGUGAGGGAGAGAAUGAAGAGGCAGCGGGAGAGGGACAGAAGGGGCUGGGAGAAGGAGGAGAGAGCUAAGAGGGAGUGGACUGAAAAAUCCAGGAGGGAGAGGAGGGAGGAGGAACGAAGGGAGUGGGAGAGGAAGGAAAGGGAAAGAAGGGAGAGGAAGAGGGCCCACGGCAACGGUUUAUCGGGGUCGAGGUUGUCCUCCAGGUCGGAGGGAUCCAGGCAAAGCUACGGGAGGGAUGAGCGCCACAGUAUGGAGGCUGAAACCAAAGCGGAGGAGGAGCUGGAUGAGUUCCCAUUCGACAUGAGUGACUUUGUCACAGUGGACGAAGUCGGAGAUGUGGCCGAGCUUCCACUCGAAAGAUCAGAAGAAGGGGAGACCCCGCCCACAUGUGUCCCACAGGACACUCCACAGGACGCAGCCAUUGAUGUCACAGCAGCUCCAGCGAAGUGUGAGCUCACACCUGAGGGGGAUGUAACAGCUGAUCUGCUUCCCAGUGCUGCUGUGUCCCCACCGCCAGCUUCACAAGCCAAGCCUGCACACAGCCCAGUGCAUAAACCAUCCGAGGCUGACAUCACACCUCAGCCAGAUACCUCAUUAACUGCUGAGUUCGCCCCAGAGGACCAAAGUGUUCCCAUCCCUGUCCCUGCAGCAGCUUCCUCCUUAGCAGCAGAAAGAAGCCAAGAUGGCGAUGAGGAGAAUCCUCUGAAACCUCGUGAGUCUGUUGAAGAAGAGAAGAUGGGAUUGGUCAAACAGGAGGAACACUUGAAGGUGCAGGAUCAGGAGAACAAGGACAGGAGAGAGACAGCUGCAGAAACUGGGAAACAGGAGCAAUCUGAAAGAAACCCCAAUGCUGAAGAGGAGAGCGAGAAGCCCAAAUUAGAAAUGGAAAUUCCCAGAAAAACCGAACAUUCCCUCCCUCCUUUUGACCCCAGCAACCCAGUUGGUAUGGAGUUCCUGGUCCCAAAGACGGGUUUUUUCUGUAAGGUGUGCGCUCGGUUCUUCAGCGGCUCCAAGGAGGCUGAAAUCAGCCACUGCAAAACCCGCAAACACUACGAGACCCUGCAGAAAUACUUGAAGACGUCCAAAACAACGAGUGAGACUGCCAAGCCCGACUCCAGCUGAAUGUGCUCCUGAUACUUUGGGUCCAGAUUCUCAUGUCGAUGUAGAUUUAGUUUGUGUCACAUUUUAAACUUGAACUGUUAAGUUUUUUUUGUAAUGUUUGAGGUUUCAUUGAUCACUUUAACUACUCGAGCUAAUUCUAAAGACAGUGGCUGUUUGCUUCACGGCGGUCGCCACAUCCAAAUCUGAUGUUUAUUUUGGUUCUUGAUGGGUGGGGGAUGCUGAAUUUUGAUUGCAUCUGAUAGAUAACAUUAAUGAUGGAAACUGUGCGGCUGAAGAUGAACUCCAUCAGGAAUCGUACACAAUCAAAAUGUUUUUAGUGAACUGUUGUUUUCCUCCUGAGUCUCAUUUCAGUUGUGAAAUAAAGAUAUCAAUAUUCUGA
Pundamilia nyererei is the source of this 3181-nucleotide messenger RNA. Its product is annotated as caldesmon-like. Lineage: Eukaryota; Metazoa; Chordata; Actinopteri; Cichliformes; Cichlidae. The transcript is spliced from 18 exons. Gene Ontology annotation, molecular function: zinc ion binding; RNA binding. Bases 1 to 2802 code for a protein of 933 amino acids. The record is from RefSeq and is a predicted model, not a curated record. Gene Ontology annotation, cellular component: nucleus.